AUGGCCAGCAACAAGGAAAAAGCUCGUCCAGGUGACUGGACUUGUCCAACCUGCAACGAUUUGCAGUUUGCACGCAACAGCAGCUGCCGCCGGUGUGGAGGGCCCAAACCUACUUUGCAGAACAUGGGGCAAGCCGCCAACACGUUCUACCCAUGCGGAGGUGUUGGCUCUGGCACAUCUCCAAAUGGUCAGGCUAUGAUGUCCGGCGACUGGAUCUGUCCUAGCUGCAACGACCUCGUCUUUGCGAGGAACAGCCAUUGCCGGCGGUGCAGCACACCCAAACCAGACCAGCCUUUCGUUCCGCCAGGCUACCCAGGCUUCACCGGCUACCCUGGCUACCCCGGUUAUUCCGGUUACUUCCCGUGGUGGCCAGGUUAUCCGCCGCCGCCCAUGAAGAGGGGCAGCAGCAGUUCCGACAGCGACAGCGGCUCAUCUGACUCUACAUCUGAUUCGAGUGAGGAGGACACACGACAAGCCGCAGCAUCCAAAGCGCGGCUGAAGGCCCGCCAGAAGGUCGAGGAGGAGCGAAGAGCCAAGGAGUCGAGAAAGAAGGCGCAGAACAAGAAACAGAAAAAGACUAAGGACUCCUCUGAGAGCAACAACCAGGGGCAAGACGACAGCGAGCAAGCUCGAAAGAAGCCAGGAGCAAAGAAGGACAGCGACGAUGCUGACGAGGACGACCGGGACGGUGAAGAGAAAAAGUCAGAAAAGCCGAAGAACAAGAAGACGAGGAAGGAGAGGACAUCCGCGUCUUCCAAAAGUCGUGCCAACGCAAAAAAAUCGAAGGAAGCAAAGGAAGCAAAGGAGGAAAGCAAAGCAAAGAAAGACAAAAGAAAGCAAAAGAAGCACAAAGAAGCAAGCGACAGCGAUGAGGAGAAGUCAGAAGACUGCCAGGCGGCGAGCCUAGACGCAGAUGCGGAGAAUGGCCGGCAAAGACAUGGAAGCAAGAAGGCAAAGGAGAAGAAAGCAAAGGUGAGAGAUGCUAAGGAGAAAAAGACGAAGAGCAAGAUGAAAGCAAAACACAAAGAGAAUGACAAAGGCGAUGAAGAGGAGAAACCCAAGCGCAAGGCGAAGCAACCAAAAAGCGAAUCUGGCAGCAAGGAUGAAAAAAGUGAAAGCAGCCGAGGCAACAAGAGAAAAAGGAAGAAAAAAAGCUCCGAUGAUUCGUGA
This is a messenger RNA of Symbiodinium natans, 1170 nucleotides long. NCBI's taxonomy places the organism in Eukaryota, Dinophyceae, Suessiales, Symbiodiniaceae. The record is from the annotation of a GenBank genome assembly.